Lepus europaeus (European hare) is the source of this 6504-nucleotide messenger RNA. It is a transcript of the gene MRPL15, whose product is annotated as mitochondrial ribosomal protein L15. Gene Ontology annotation, biological process: translation. NCBI's taxonomy places the organism in Eukaryota, Metazoa, Chordata, Mammalia, Lagomorpha, Leporidae. Bases 55 to 945 code for a protein of 296 amino acids. The transcript has 5 exons. The record is from RefSeq and is a predicted model, not a curated record. Gene Ontology annotation, cellular component: mitochondrial large ribosomal subunit. Gene Ontology annotation, molecular function: structural constituent of ribosome.
CCGUGGCUUCUGGGCGGCUGCAGACGCCCUUGGAAGUUCUUGGCCGGGCAGGUUAUGGCGGGAUCCGUACGGGGCGGUGGGGCCAGGGCCCUGGACCUCCUGCGGGCUUUACCGCGUGUGAGCCUGGCCAACUUAAAACCUAAUCCCGGCUCCAGGAAACCGGAGAGACGGCCAAGAGGUCGGAGAAGAGGUAGAAAAUGUGGCAGAGGCCAUAAAGGAGAAAGACAGAGAGGAACCCGGCCCCGACUAGGCUUUGAGGGAGGCCAGACUCCAUUUUACAUCCGAAUCCCAAAAUACGGGUUUAAUGAAGGACACAGCUUCAGACGCCAGUAUCAGCCUCUGAGUCUCAAUAGACUGCAGUAUCUUAUAGAUUUGGGACGAGUUGACCCUACGCAACCUAUUGACUUAACCCAGCUUGUCAAUGGGAGAGGUGUGACCAUCCAGCCCCUUAAAAGGGAUUACGGUGUCCAGCUGGUAGAGGAGGGUGCUGACACCUUCAAGGCAAAAGUUAAUAUUGAAGUACAGAUGGCUUCAGAGCUAGCCAUUGCUGCAGUUGAGAAGAACGGCGGUGUUGUCACUACAGCCUUCUAUGACCCAAGAAGUCUGGAAAUUCUGUGCAAACCUGUUCCAUUCUUUCUGCGUGGACAGCCCAUCCCAAAGCGAAUGCUUCCACCUGAAGCACUGGUGCCUUACUACACUGAUGCCAAAAACCGUGGUUAUCUGGCAGAUCCUGCCAAAUUUCCUGAAGCAAGACUUGAACUCGCCAGGAAGUACGGCUAUAUUUUACCUGAUAUUACUAAAGAUGAACUCUUCAAAAUGCUCAGUACUCGAAAGGAUCCAAGGCAGAUUUUCUUUGGUCUUGCCCCAGGAUGGGUGGUAAAUAUGGCAGAUAAGAAAAUCCUGAAACCUACAGAUGAGAAUCUCCUUAAAUACUAUAGUUCAUGAAUUCCAGAAGAGACCAAACCAUAAAGAUUUCUCAUUGCAUUUUCCUAAUAUAUAAUUCUUGAGAUGUUGAUGUCAGUUUUCAGUACAAUCAUCUGUUUUUUCAUUUUCACCUAAAAUUAAAAUAAAACUUCAGGAAGCAGGGACUGCAUGGAGGAACUGGGUUUGUGUGAUCUGUUUCAAAGUUGCAAACCCCUUGGUGGUCUAUUGAAGGAAGAUUGUAACCAUUUUUUUUAAAAGAUUUAUUUAUUUAUUUAUUUAUUUAUUUAUUUAUUUAUUUAUUUAUUUGAAAGUCAGAGUUACACAGAGAGAGGAGAGGCAGAGAGAGAAGUCUUCCAUCCACUGGUUCACUCCCCAGUUGGCUAAUCCAAAAGCCAGGAGCCAGGAACCUCUUCUGGGUCUCCCACAUGGGCGCAGGGGCCCAAGUACUUGGGCCAUUUAUACUGCUUUCCCAGGCCAUAGCAGAAAGCUGGAUUAGAAGUGGAGCAGCCGGGGCUCAAAUUGGUGCCCAUAAGGGAUGCAGGCACUGCAGGCGGCAGCUUUACCCACAACGCCACAGCACUUGCCCCCAUUUUUUUUUUUUUUUUUAAGAUUUAUUUAUUCAAAGAGUUACAUAGAGGGUGAGGCAGAGGCAUAGAGAGAGGUCUUCCAUCCAUUGAUUCACUCUCCAAAUGUUUGUAACUGCCAGGGCUGGACCAUGCCGAAGCCAAGAGCCAAGAGCUUCAUCUGGGUCUCCCACGUGGGUGCAGGGGCUCAAGGACUGGGGCCAUCUUUUGCUGUUUUCCCAGGCUCAUUAGCAGGGAAUUUGUCCAGAAGUAGAGCAGCUGGGACUUGAAUCAGUGCUCAUAUGGAUGCUAGCACUACAGGCAGCACCUUCACCUGCUACACCACAGCCGGCCCUAGAUUGUAACCAUUUUGGACCAUAAGACUUAUGAUCUUUUCCCUCUGGACUUCCUCUUAUUGUUUCUAUUUAUUUAUUUGUUUGUUUGUUUUUUGAGAGAGAGAGAGAGAGAAAGGUCUUCCUUCCAUCCUUCCAUUGGUUCACCCCCCAAAUGGCUGCUACCACCGGUGCUGCGCUGAUCCGAAGUCAGGAGCCAGGUGCUUCUUCCUGGUCUCCCACGUGGGUACAGGCGCCCAAGCACUUGGGCCACAGCGGAGAGCUGAACUGGAAGAGGAGCAACUGGGACUAGAACCCUGUGCCCAUAUGGGAUGCUGGCGCUGCAGGCGGAGGAUUAGCCAAGUGAGCCAUGGUGCUGGCCCCUCCUCUUAUUGUUGCAAGUCAGAAUGAAGCCACAGUAGAAUGGGACUGAACUGUAGGUGCAGCCAAAGUUGGACAGAUUCACAUGAGCCUUGGGCAUCAGGAUGGCAAAGGCUCAGCCUCUAAGAAGAUCAGAGGAUAUGAGAGGAAGGUUUCAGGUUGUGAAUAGCUUCCAGGUAGCACAUUUGCAAGCAACAUCGGAGGUUAGAGAAACAAAUUUCAAGUGAAUUCAUUUUCUUAACUCUGAUUAGACAAUAACCAAACCAGUAUCAUUUUUUCUUGAAAGAUAAGUGUUCUGAUUCAAACUCAUGUAAGUUUACUUAUUUCAGACAUUGUAGACCUUUGCAUUUCAGUCAUUUCAAAGAAUCUUGGAAAAAUUGAUGAUCAUUUAAGCCGUAGCAACAAUUGGAAAUGUGAAAAUUAAACUCAGUUCAUGUGGAAGAUUUGGCAGUUAAGCUUAAUUAAAGAUUGAUCUUGAAUAAUUGAUGAUAAUUCUGCCACAGUAGAAAUGAUUCCUAGUUGUGUAUUUUCUUAAAAAUUUAAAGGCCUAAAUAGAUUGGUAUUUAGCCUUUUUUAUUUUUUUAAAAAAAGUAUUUAUUUGAAAGAGUUACAGAGAGGCAGAGACAGAGAGAGGUCUUCCCUCCGCUAGUUCACUCCCCAAAUGGCCACAAUAGUGGGAGUUGAGCCAAUCUGAAGCCAGGAGCCAGGAGCCAGAAGCUGCAAAAAGAGAGAGAGGUCCUCCUUUUUUUAAAAAAGUUAUUAUUUAUUUGAAAGAGUUACACAGAGAGAGGAGAGGCAGAGCGAGAGGUCUUUAUCCGCUGGUUCACUCCCCUAUUGGCUGUAAUGGCUGGAGCUGCGCUGACCUGAAGCCAGGAGCCAGAAGCUUCCUCUGGGUCUCCCAUGCGGGUGCAGGGUCCCAAGGACUUGGGCCAUCUUCUGCUGCCUUCCCAGGCCAUUGCAGAGAGCUAGAUCAGAAGUGGAGCAGCGCCCAUACAGGAUGAUGGCACUGUAGGUGGCAGCUUUACCUGCUAUGCCACGGUGCUGGCCUCAGGAGUGUACUUUUGAGGGUCCCUACGUGCCCCUCUCUGGCCUCUCCAAGUAGAAGGACUAAGCUACUCUGACAACACUCAUGGAAGGAAAAAGAGUUAAACAUAAGACUUGCUUGACUUGGUUGUCUUAGGUGACCUAUAGGUGAAAGGAAAUCGAGGCCGGCGCCGUGGCUCAGUAGGCUAAUCCUCCGCCUUGUGGCGCCGGCACACCGGGUUCUAGUCCCGGUCGGGGCACCGGAUCCUGUCCCGGUUGCCCCUCUUCCAGGCCAGCUCUCUGCUGUGGCCAGGGAGUGCAGUGGAGGAUGGCCCAAGUUCUUGGGCUCUGCACCCCAUGGGAGACCAGGAUAAGCACCUGGCUCCUGCCAUCGGAACAGUGCGGUGCGCCGGCUGCUGUCAAAAAUUAAAAAAAGAAAAGAAAAGAAAGGAAAUCGAGAUAGAAUAAUAAAGAGAAGAAGGAAAAGAGGAGAUAGAUAUGUUAGGUGUCUUGCUCAGACAGUACUUAGGGAGCCUGGGCUUAGUCACCAACAGCUGUAUCCCAGUCUUCAUGUUGUAAUCAUGUAGCUCAUUCUUGGCCAAAAUAGGCAUGUUCAACACAACCCAUCCAUUGUGUUUAAUAAAGGUAAUCCUUAAAUGACUGGGGAGCAGGAGACAGGUUUAUUUUAACUUCAAUCAUCUGGACUGUAAGGUACUGGCGUCUGGUUGUACUCAUGUCAUUAACAAGGGUUUUGUAGGACAGAGUACCUUGGUAGAUGGUAACUUCAUGACUUUGAUGUUUUUAUUAUUUUUUAAAGAUUUAUUUAUUUUGAAAGUCUGUUACAGAGAGGGAGUGACACAGUGAGAUAUCUUCCAUCCACAGAUAAUUCACUCCCCAGAUGGCAACAGUGACUAGCACUAGGCCAGGCCAAAGCCAGGAGCCAAGAGUUCCAUGUGGGUCUUGCAAGUGAGCGGCAGGGGUCCAAACACUUUGGCCAUCCUCCGCUGCUUUUCCCAAGCCAUUAGCAGGGAGCUGGAUCAUAAGUAAAGGAGACAGGAUAUGAACUGGCACAAAUAUAGUAUGCCAGAGCUCAGAUGGUGGCCCAACCCACUAUACUGCAAUGCUGCCCAUCCUCCUCCCCUCCUGUUUUAAAAGAUUUAUUUAUGUAUCUGAGAGGCAGAGUUACAGAGAGAGAGAGAGAGAUGUCUUCUGUUGGCUGGCUCACUCCCCAAAUGGCCACAAUGGCCAGAGUUGGGAUGACCUGAAGCCAGGAACCAGGAGCUUCCUUAAGGUCCCCCACAUGGAUACAGGGACCCAAGCACUUUGGCCUUCUUCACUGCUUUCUCAGGCCAUUAGCAGAGAGCUGGAUCAGAAUAAGAGCAGCCAGGACAUGAACAGGGAUGGGAUGCUGGCACUGCAGCGGAUACUUAACCUACUACACCACAGUGCUGGCCCCAGACCCUUUAUCUUUUUAAAUAAAUAUGUAUUUAAAAGGUAGAGAGCACUCUUCUAUCCACUGAUUCACUUCCAAAUGCAACAGUUAGGGCUGGGCUAGGCUGGAGCUGAAGCCAGAAGCCCAGAAGUCAACUGGGGACUCCCACAUGCAUGGCAGGGACCCAAGUAUUUGAACGAUCACUUGCUGCCUCCCACAAUGUACAUUAGCAGGAAGCUGAAAUCAGGUGCGUAGUUGGGACUUGAACCGAGGCACUCCAAUAUGCCAUUCAGAUGUCCCAAGCAAUGGUUAAGUGCUGUGCCAAAUGGUUAUACCCUAGUAGCUUUAUCUUGUGAAGACUUAACAUCAUUUGGAACUCUAAGUAUAAAAGCAAGAGGGCUUAAGUCUAGAUCUUAGUUCUUUCUUGGUAUGUGGUAUCAGCUAUUCUCAGUUUACCUGGCCAGUGUGUUUCUAAGGCAAAAAUUUGAGCUAAUAUGCAUAUUAAAAGUUUCACUAUGAGACAUAGUUGUGGUAUAGUGGGUUAAGCCUAUGCCUUCCAUGCCAGCAUCCUAUAUGGUAGCCAGUUCAAAUCCUGGCUGCUCAACUCUAAUUCAGCUCCCUGCUAAUGUGUCUGGGAAAAGUAGUGAAAGUUAGCCCAAGUACUUGGACCCCUGCCACUUGUGUAAGAGACCUGGAUAAACUUCCUGGCUCCUGGCUUCAGCCUGGCUCAGCCCUGGCCAUUGCAGCCAUUUGGGAAGUGAACCAGCAGAUGCAAGAUCUUUCUAUAAUUCUGCCUCUCACAUAAAAUUUUUAAAAUUUUAAAGGUUUAUUUAUUUAUUUGAGACAGAAGUCUUCUAUCUGCUGGUUCACUUCCUAGAUGGCCACAAAGGCUGGAACAGAGCCAAGUUGAUCCAGAGCCAGGAGCCAGGAACUUCUUCCGGGUCUCCCACAGGGGUGCAGGAACCCAGCACUUGGGCCAUCUUCCACUGCUUUCCUAGGCCAUAAGCAGAAAGCUGGACCAGAAGAGGAGUAGCCAGGACAUGAACCGGUAUCCAUAAUGGGAUGCUGGUACCUCAGGUGGAGGCUUAGCCUACUAUGCCACAGCAAUGGCCCUAUAUAUAUUUUUAAGAUUUACUUAUUUGAAAGGUAUGGUUACAGAGAGAGAGAGAAAGAGAGAGAGAGAGAAAUCUUCCAUCUUCUGGUUCACUUCCCAAAUGGCCGCAGUGGCCAGAGCUGAGCUGGUCUGAAGCCAGGAGCCAGAAGCUUCUGGGUCUCCCAUGUGGGUUCAGGGGAUCAAGCAUUAGGGCCAGCCUCUGCUGCUUUCCCAGGCACUUUUUUAGAGGGCUAGAUCAGAAGUAGAGCAGCUGGGACUCAAACUGGAGUACAUAUGAGAUGCCAGUGCUGCAGAUGGCUUUUUCCAUAAUAUGCAUUUUCUGUGAACUCUCUGAAAAUCUCUUGUACGCAUGGAUUUCAAAGUGGUUAUGCACCAUAAAUAAACAUAUCUUCAUUCCAUUUCCAUGAACUUGUUGAUGUGCCUUCAUAUGUCUUUAUAACUGGACACUGUGUCUGCCUUUCGCCUCUGCUGCCUCCAAUCCCCUUGGUGAUGUUGGCCUCUGGCAAACCCUGUGCACUGUAGCUCUGUCCCAUUGGAAAGACGAUUCCUUCCUCCUCUUUGAAGAGGCUCUCCUUCUUUUGCCUGGAUUUUACUGCUGAGUCAUGUUCCUUUAUAAUGAUGUACUACAGUUUGCUCAAUUUACAUUCCGUUUUUUCUCAUUAUUACUAAACCACAUAAUUGUAAUUUUGGACUUAUCCAUGUCAGUGUAUGUUUAAAUAAUGCAUAUUUUCUUGA